This is a messenger RNA of Orycteropus afer afer, 1954 nucleotides long. RefSeq names its product STE20 related adaptor beta (gene STRADB). The record is from RefSeq and is a predicted model, not a curated record. Gene Ontology annotation, molecular function: protein kinase activity; ATP binding; protein serine/threonine kinase activator activity. Lineage: Eukaryota; Metazoa; Chordata; Mammalia; Tubulidentata; Orycteropodidae. Gene Ontology annotation, biological process: protein phosphorylation.
CGCCCGGCGGGCCGCCUGAGGAGAGUCACUGGCCGUGGUCGCCGUCAGGUGGGAUAUUUAUACAUCUUGAGAGGAAGAAAGAACAAAGAUUUUCUACUUUGGAAUAGGUGGAUUUUCAUCCCUUUCUGUGAACUAAAGUGAUUCAAUGUCUCUUUGGGAUUGUUUCUGUACUUCACGAACGCAAGUUGAAUCACUGAGACCUGAAAAACUGUCUGAAACCAGUAUCCAUCAAUACUUGGUUGAUAACCCAACCCUUUCCUGGUUGUCUCCGUCCACUGGGGCCAGUGAAGUGAUCAGUUCCACUAAUGUUGCUCACUAUGAACUUCAAGUGGAAAUAGGAAGAGGAUUUGACAAUUUGACUUCUGUCCACCUUGCAAGACAUACUCCUACAGGAACACUGGUGACUAUAAAAAUUACAAAUCUGGAAAACUGCACUGAAGAACGCCUGAAAGCUUUACAGAAAUCAGUGAUUCUAUCCCACUUCCUCCGGCACCCCAAUAUUACAACUUAUUGGACAGUUUUCACCGUUGGCAGCUGGCUUUGGGUUAUUUCUCCAUUUAUGGCCUAUGGUUCAGCAAGUCACCUCUUGAGAACUUACUUUCCUGACGGAAUGAGUGAAACUUUAAUAAGAAACAUUCUCUUUGGAGCAAUGAGGGGGUUGAACUAUCUCCACCAAAAUGGCUAUAUUCACAGGAGUUUUAAAGCCAGCCAUAUCCUCAUUUCUGGUGAUGGCCUAGUGACCCUCUCUGGCCUGUCCCAUCUACAUAGUUUGGUUAAGCACGGACAGAGGCAUAGGGCUGUGUAUGAUUUCCCACAGUUCAGCACAUCAGUGCAGCCGUGGCUGAGUCCAGAACUACUGAGACAGGAUUUACAUGGAUAUAAUGUGAAGUCAGAUAUUUACAGUGUUGGGAUUACAGCAUGUGAAUUAGCCAGUGGGCAGGUACCUUUCCAGGACAUGCACAGGACUCAGAUGCUGUUACAGAAACUGAAAGGUCCUCCUUUUAGUCCAUUGGAUAUCAGUAUUUUCCCUCAAUCAGAGUCCAGAAUGAAAAAUUCCCGAUCAGGUAUAGACUCUGGGAUUGGAGAAAGUGUACUUGUGUCCAGUGGCACUCGCACAGUCAACAGUGACAGACUGCAGACGCCAUCCUCCAAAACUUUCUCUCCUGCCUUCCUGAACUUGGUACAACUCUGUUUGCAACAAGAUCCUGAGAAAAGGCCAUCAGCAAGCAGUUUAUUGUCCCAUGUAUUCUUUAAACAGAUGAAAGAACAAAGCCAGGGUUCAAUACUUUCACUGUUGCCUCCUGCUUAUAACAAGCCAUCAAUAACAGUGCCUCCAGUGUUACCUGGGACUGAACCAGAAUGUACUUUUCCUGAAGAAGACGACUCAAACUGGGAAUUCUAGGACUGCCAAAUCAUUUUAUGUCCUAUAUACUUGACACUUUCUCCUUGCUGCUUUUUCUUCUGUAUUGCUAGGUACAAAUACCAGAAUUAUACUUGAAAAUACAGUUGGCGCACUGGAGAAUAUAACAUUUUAAAGCACUUCUGUCCAAAGGAGCACGACCUUAUAGCCUCUUUGGUUAUCUCAGAGUGCUAGCAAAACUCCAGGGAAAUUUCAGAAUUAUUAAUCUAAUUUCUUCUGUUUUUGAAUUAUUUUUUCCCAAGCUGUGAUUAACUCCUCUCUUGAUUUUUCAAUGUAACUUUUGAGCCAGUUACAUUUUUCUGCCUUCAGGGGAAUGAGCCCUCAGAGGACAGUGCUUCCAAGUACAUCUUUUUCUUCUAGAUUCUCUAGCCUUUUUGAUUGGCUAUUGUUAGACCAAUAGGCUAGACUAUCUUCCCACCAAAUCCUGUUCCCGUUUGGUAGAAGAGAAAAUGUUUGUACUUUUCCAUUUCUGCUAUUAAUACUAUGGUAACAUCAAACUGAGCCGCACUCAUAUUAAAUGAUUCACUUGAAAUA